CUACACACCGAUGAGCGAUUCCCGGGUGCAUAAAAAGACUGAAAUUAAAGAAGAGAAAAAAUAAAACGGUAAAGAGUUGUAGUCCGGGGGCAAUGAAGCGACAAUACUCGUUGAGUAUAUUUGUCUCUCGAUUUAGUCAUCACUGAGACGUUCACCAAGUCGUGUCAGUCACCUCGUUGCGUUGAAUUUCAUUUUCUACGUUUACCCAGAAAAGACCACUCAAAAAUGAGUAAAAAAAAAAUUCCACCCCUCAUCUUACUAUUUUCCACCCUUUAUUUUUUACACCCGGUUAGCGAUAAUUUCGGAGUUUUUGCACUCACGGAUUUUGAAUUAAGUUUGACGCGUCUCGCUCGGGGACCGAUCCAAGAGGCAGUCGAGAGUGGUGCAGCUGAUUAUAACAAGGAGGAUUGCACGUGGAGGCGGGGAGACGAUAAGGAUGCCUGUCCUGAUCCCGAUGUUCACGUUUACCUUUACACACCGGGAAAGGCCAAGAAGAGAAAACUCAUGGAGGAGUUCAAGGGGGAUUGGCUGAGGAUGGACUAUCAGCCGACGUUGGAGAAUGUCAUUUUGAUACAUGGUUAUGCAGGAGGUGAUGACACUCUUCCGAUGUCGGUUCUCCGAGACGCGUACAUGAAAAACGGAAGUUACAACGUCUUCCUGGUGGACUGGGGUGCCCUGAGUGCAGCUCCCUGCUACCCGGCGGCCAUCGCGAACCUCCGGCCGGUCGCCAGGUGCCUCGCGCACACCCUGACGACCUUGAGGGAAAUGGGACUGCCCAUUCUGAGGACAACGUGCGUUGGUCAUUCCCUGGGUGCUCAUCUCUGCGGAAUGAUGGCGAAUUUCCUCUUCUUCCGGAUGCACAGGAUCAUCGGACUGGACCCCGCCAGGCCGCUAGUGCGGCCAGGUCUGGUGAAUCGAUUAGACAGUGGUGAUGCCAACUUCGUGGAGGUCAUCCACACGAAUGCAGGGUAUUAUGGGGAAAUUGGAAGAGUUGGUCACGUGGACUUCUGCGUAAAUGGCGGGCGAGUUCAGCCAUUUUGUCAACAGAGCCCGAACGAGCAGCUCUGCAGUCAUGUCUGGGUUGUCUGCUACAUGGCGGAGAGUAUUUUUGGGGACUCAAAGAGCCUGACCGCCGAGCCCUGCUCCAGAAGGUGCCCAGCAGGGCCCAGGAUCAACAGCAGACCUGGGGAACGUCUCAUAAUGGGGCAGCACACACCCGUCGGGUCCAGGGGAUCGUUCUGCCUUAAAAAAACCAAUCCUCCAUUUUGUCCUGAUUUCAGUAGCAAUGGAGUUGGAGAUCGACGCUGUUGUCUUGAUAAAAUUUCUUCUGAUGAGGCCAGGACCGACUUUUUUCGAUAGCUAGGGAGUUUUCCGCCGGGGGAAUUACGAAGUCUCUCGUUUUUUUGAGUGAUAUUAUUGAAGGAAACGUAAAUAAUCACUAGCAAGUCAGUGAAACGGAAAUAAAUCCCUGGUAAAUGAAAUAAGUCUGAACAACAGAUGUCAUUGUCUUAUUAAUAAUUUCAUCACGAUCGGGUUCCAAUGGUUAAUAUUCAAGUGAUUCAGGUAUAACGGACUCGCACCGUUAGGUACGAUACGUGCCGUAUUUAUUGUAACUGAUGUUGAUUAGUUUUAAGGUAGAUUGUUAAAGGUGUCUAUUGACUAAUAAUAAUUUUUCGAUAAUUGAAAAAACAGAAA
Messenger RNA from Diachasmimorpha longicaudata, 1695 nucleotides. Its product is annotated as phospholipase A1-like. Lineage: Eukaryota; Metazoa; Arthropoda; Insecta; Hymenoptera; Braconidae. The transcript has 3 exons. The record is from RefSeq and is a predicted model, not a curated record. The coding region runs from base 226 to 1359 and encodes 377 amino acids. Gene Ontology annotation, biological process: lipid catabolic process. Gene Ontology annotation, molecular function: lipase activity.